AUGCCGUCGCUGCUCGACUCGCCGCCGCAGGCCCCGGCCGCCGGCGCCUGGGGCUCGCUGUACGCCGUCCAGGAGCCCGCGAAGCCCCGCCACGUGAUGGCCGCCCCGGCGGCGGCUGCCACGAAGCCGGCGUACGGCGGCCUCAGGAGGAGGAACCUCGAGACGUGCACCGAGGCGCUCGGGUGCGAGAACGGCGCCGUCGACGCCGCGCCGGCCGGUAACGUGGUCGACAAAGGCCACGCGGAGGCGGCGGCGGAGUGCGCGGAGAGGAAGCGGCGCGCACGGGAGGAGGAGGAAGAGACGGAGGAGAGGGCGCGCCGGCCCCUGCCCCCGCCGCUGACGACGCUGGCGCACGGCGCCAGCCGCGUGCGGAUGGUCCACGAGCGGCGCGACGGCCGGCUGGCCGUGUACGCCGUGCGCACGCCUGGGGUGGAGGCCGAGCGCAGCGGCGGCCGCCUCCGCAUGCGCCUCCUCCUCCCAUGCAGCGCCAACAAUGCCGCCGCCGCCGCCGCCGCGGCGUGCCCCCCAGAAGAACCACGACAAGCGGAGGCCGACGACGGGGAGGAGGAGGAGGUAAAAGGAGCCGGCGAGGAGGAGUAUGGCGUGGCCAAGUACGUGCGCGGCGGCCGGUGCGUGGAGCCGGAGGUCGCCGCCGCGGCGGCGAGGCGCGGCGGCAAGCAGUGGGAGCCGGAGCAGGCCGCCGCGUUCUGGGUCGCCACCUCCUGA
This is a messenger RNA of Panicum virgatum (switchgrass), 726 nucleotides long. RefSeq names its product protein FANTASTIC FOUR 1-like. The coding region runs from base 1 to 726 and encodes 241 amino acids. Lineage: Eukaryota; Viridiplantae; Streptophyta; Magnoliopsida; Poales; Poaceae. The record is from RefSeq and is a predicted model, not a curated record. The transcript has a single exon.